Messenger RNA from Drosophila melanogaster (fruit fly), 2383 nucleotides. RefSeq lists its product as uncharacterized. The transcript has a single exon. The record is from RefSeq and is marked reviewed. Lineage: Eukaryota; Metazoa; Arthropoda; Insecta; Diptera; Drosophilidae. The coding region runs from base 331 to 1788 and encodes 485 amino acids.
UAACACAUACACCCUCCAUUCGAUCGGCAAAAUUUAUCUUUCGGCAACAUACUAAAAACUGUUGUAAAUUAUCGUAUCUGUAUCGUGUUCUUCUGUUGGAUUAUUGGUCCCAAGUGUGUAGACGACUGCCCGUUCUCCGGUUUUCCUCCAGACCGUAAUAAGAUAACCGCAGAAAAGUCCAACGAAGCAGCUCAACAAAAAUUCUAAAUAUAAUACCGAGAAUAAUCAUCAACCAUCAAAUACAUCAGUCCACUAGCCGAAUUAGCAAGCACUGUCCUGUAACCAGCAUACCACGCCUUUGGGAAUAUCUAUUGUGACAGAGGACGAGCAAUGGAGGAUUUGCAUUUAAAACUCGGCGAUCUGCCCCAGGAAGUAUUGGCUGCACGGCACAGCAUGAUUAUGGGCCAAAAGUUGGCUGGAUCACUUGGUGAGACACAGCAUCACCUUCAGCAUCAACAUCACCUGAAUCACCAACUGAACCAGCUCAAUCAGUUGAGCCACUUGAAUCAGUUCCAUCAGUUAAACCAAUUGAAUCAAUUGAGUCAGCUACACCAGCAUAUACAACAUAAGAUCUCUUCGGGGAUGAACCUAAAUUUGGAUCUGGACCAUAAGAUGGAGACGGAGAUGGAGUUGGGUCUGGGCCUUGAUGUGGAUGUGAAUCUGGGAGUUAAUCUGGACAUGAAUCCGGAGGGCAGUAUUACCAAUAGUACCAGCCGUACCAGCAGUGCUAGCAGGACCAGCAGCACCAACACGUGCAGCGAUCAGGGGCAAGGACAUGGAUCUGGGAUUGGACUUGGUGACCCAAAGCGGGACCAAAGCCAAGUCCACUACGCCCAUGACCCUGCCCAGGAUAAUGGCGAUUCACCGAAUGUCAAGAGUUGUACUGGAAUGUGCAGCCAUCAAACAGAGAGCAAUAUGAAUAAGGGGGAUUCCCUAACGCAUACCAAGUCUUCAUCGCCGAAGACGGACAAGGGGGAGAAGGAUAAGGAGGAGCUUAAAGCGAAGGAGGAGGAGGAGGAGGAGUUUAAAGAGGAUACGGAGGAUAAGAAGGAUAACGAGGACGUUUUCCAGAAACAGGAACCGUCUUCUUCCAUGUUGAUUAAGGCGGCCAACUCCAAGCUAAAUGUCAAUGCCACUGUUUACACGAUGCCAGCCAAAGUAGAACCCCUUCAUGACGGAUCAUUCGUGCCCCAACCGAGUUCCAGUGCCACCUCACAGGGCACUGGGGACUAUCGCCUCAAUGCCCAGGCUGCUGUAUUCAAGCCAUCUUUGAUGUGCAUUUGCUCGUUGGCUUCGCCGGUGGUUUUGCAACGACUACGUCCGAUUGUAGUACGGCCACCACUACCGGGGGUAUCGCAACACCUGAUGUCGGACAUUUCACAGCCUCUACUGCCGAACUCGCCACUGAUGAGCCACGAGUUCUUAGCCCAUGGUUUUCAUCCAAUGCAAAGGUCGGGCCAUAAACCAAGUGGCCGCUGGCGCAAACAACCGCUUCCGGACUUGUUCAGCGCCGUCAUGUCACUGGUGACGGAACUGAAGCGAUCGGUGAGCUAUCCGGAGAUCAUAAGCUGCCUAUCCAAGAGACUCCAUCGAGCGGAGGUGGAACUGAAGCGCCAUGUACCGCACACAUUGCACGCCGCCGUUAACAAUGGCUAUUUGAAGAAGGAGGGCAAUCGCUAUUCCCUGCUCCCCGAAGUGGAACAGGCUGAGAUCAUGCGACGCAACAUCGCGGAUGCUCUUCGGGCCAAGGAGCUGGAGAAGGAGCCGUUGUCCUGGCGCAGGCGUUAAUGUACGCAAAACCAAUCCUCAACUACGUUCACAACCUGGCAUCUACACGCAUCAUCCCGCAUCCCGCAAUCCACAUUCUGCAUCCUGCAUCUUUAUCAUCACAUUUCAUAUCCUUCUGCUUCAUACAUUUUAUAAUUAAGCUUGCACAGCACUCGAGGCUGUGAGCAUGUAGUCCUGUGCGUUGCACAACCCAGAGCCCCGAGUUCUGUGCCGCCGACGAGCCCCGCAAUUUGGUUUUACUGUACGUGACCUACGUCUGCGAAACAGCGGUCCGUGUGAUCCUCGAUGCGUGGCCUGUGCUUAAAGGCACGCAAUCUUCGAUCCGCGAUCGACGAGCAGAAGAAGAAUUCACGAUGACAAAAGUAUACAUUGUAUACAAGUCCAAUGGGGACGGUUUAGUCGAUAUGCUGCCUCCAGAGGAUAUUUCGUUGCCUGAUGUUCCCUUCAGCGUUAAAACAAUCACGUUUUUCUGGUUAAGCGCUUUAUUAUUGCAAGCUAUUCGGGUAAAUUCAUCAAACUUAUUAAUGGAUGGAGAUGUGGGGUUAAUAAAUGGCUUCCGCUAAUUGGUAUGAUUACGUAAGACCUACGCAGUUAU